AUGGGUCGACCGUCAUUUGCUGACACAAAAUUGAGCAUCAGUGAUACAUUUGAGAUUGAGGUAGCUCAGUCAUUACCUGAACAAGAAUUGGAAAAGUUUCGCCAACAAUGCAAAAUAAAACGUGGUGGUCAAUCGAUUGUUCGAUUACAAGAUUUGGGUCAAACAUUGAGAAAGGUGGGACAAAAUCCAACCAAUGCUGAUAUUCGAGCGAUGGAAGAUAAAGCACAAAAAAUAUAUCAGACCGAUGAAUAUUACAUGGAAGAAAUUGAAAAAAUAAUUGCACCGUAUUGGGAGAAUUUAUCAGAUGAAGAAAUUGGACAAUUAUUGAUCGAAGCAUUUGAAUCGUUUGAUAUUGAAUUUAAAGACUGGAUUGAAAAACGAUAUCUGGCGGGAGUGCUAACUGCACUGGGUAAUGAUUCACAGACAAUGACAUCAAAAGAUUUAAAAAUCAUGUUUUCCUUCGUCGAUGAUGGAAAAACAACGCAAUUUAACUACAGAGAGUUUGUUACAACCUUAUGUGGAUUGAAUACCGGUGAUCAGGCAAAGGACACGGUUGUCAAGAAGAAGGAUAAAAAAAGAGUCAAAGAGAGUACGAUUGCUAAGAAAAACAAAGUAUUGUUUGGUGGAAAAGGAGGACGAGAAAUUAAAGUAAAAUCAACAAAAGGCACAAAAUAUCGGACAUCAUUCAAAACCGCUAUGAUUCAACAUAUAACAACCACAGAUGAAUUAAAAUUCAUACGAGAUAAUAAAGAAAAAAAUCAUGGAAAAUUAAUUGUUUUAAACUUCGAAGCAGAAUGGAGUCAACCAUGUAAACAAAUUGGACCAAAAAUUGAUGACUGGAGCGUUGAUUAUUUUAAAGAUCAUGUUGUUUUUCUCAAAUGUGAUAUUGGACAAGCAAAACUCGUUGCAGAAGAAUACAAAAUCAAUUCAUUGCCAACAUUUAUUCUGUUUAAAGAUGGAAAAAUAUGCGGCAGAGUGAUAGGAGCAAAUGUUAAACAAUUGAAAAAAACAAUUGAAGAACAAAUAGGAGGAAAACCGAGAGCAAAAAUAAAGUUAAAACUCACAGAAGUUGAAAAACAAAAGGAAAAUAAUAUUGCAAUCGAAAGUGCAGCGAUGAAAUUUAAUGGAGCAGUGCUCGCUAAUAUUGAGAACGAGAAAGAAACUUUCAUUAACAAUUCAAAUGCAGCUGAAAUAAUACCAGUUGUUCAAGAAACGCCAGCUGUUAUAGCACUAACUAGCACCGAUACAGCGACUGCUAUGAAGAACCAACGCAGAAAGAAAAAAACGAUUGCUGCGAAUAUAAAAAAAUCAUCAUAUAAGAAAGUAAAACCCAUUAACGAUGUUGUUAGUGUCAUUGGAGUAAAAGGCGAGCAUUUCCAACAAUCAUCAAACAUUAAAAAUGUAACAAAGUCAAUAAAGAUAGCAGCUAAAAUUUUAAAACGAAAACCUUGA
This is a messenger RNA of Didymodactylos carnosus, 1452 nucleotides long. The record is from the annotation of a GenBank genome assembly. Lineage: Eukaryota; Metazoa; Rotifera; Eurotatoria; Philodinida; Philodinidae.